Aspergillus piperis CBS 112811 is the source of this 598-nucleotide messenger RNA. RefSeq lists its product as uncharacterized. NCBI's taxonomy places the organism in Eukaryota, Fungi, Ascomycota, Eurotiomycetes, Eurotiales, Aspergillaceae. The record is from RefSeq and is a predicted model, not a curated record. The transcript has a single exon. The coding region runs from base 212 to 511 and encodes 99 amino acids.
UGUCACUCCCCGUAUCCUCUAUAUGCUUCCAGUUGCAAAAGCCAAAAGCAAUGGGUACCCGACUUGACCCCAUCGGGUACGUCACCAUUAGUGACUAUCCACAACACACGCAAGACCAACAACAACAACCCCAUCACCUUCCUGAACUGGUCUAUUCCGAAGAGCCGAAUGCAGAUGUCCAGGCGAUCUAAUCGAAAUCCCGGCUACCGGCAUGAAUGAAACCUUGUUCGAGCUGCCGCGUGUUCCGUUCAUCCAAGGUCACCGCUACACCGUCCGAGCAACAGAGGGUCCGAUCAGUCAAACGACCAACCACCAGCUGGAAAUUAUGAGUGAACCCGAACGAGGCAAUUUCAAAUCGGUGCUCGGUAUGUUGUAUUUCUUCUACCCGAGGCAUUUGCGCUUGAUUCCUUUGUUUACCUCUGCAGCCUGUUGUCACUUGCCCGCCCGAUUGCUGGAGAAUUAUCCCCAGAUACCCAGGUAUAGAGACAUGAUGAAAGUGGCGUCAGCAUGAUCACAGUCACACGAACAGCCUUCCUCUUCCCCUUUCGCAUCUACCUGCACCCCGCACGUAAGAUCUUUAGCUUAUAAGCUCCCCCGG